AUGGAGAGCGAGCUCCAGCAGAGCCACGAGCAGAACGGCCAGCUGACCGGGAGGCUGCACCGCGCCGAGAGGGAGGCCAGCGCUCUGACCGCUCAGGUCGACAGCCUGAAGCAUUCGCACAAACUAGAGCUGGCCAGCGUCAGGCUGGAGUGUGCUCGCUCCAAAGGAGACAUGGAGAGGGAGAGGGACGCACUGCAGGGACAGAUGGACGGUCUGCAGGCAGACGUUGAGGUGCUGAAGGCGGCGCUGGAGCGAAACAAGGAGGUUGUGUUGGAAAAAGAGAGAGAGAUGGUGAGGAAGGUGCAGUCGGCCCGAGAGGAGGAGUUCCACAAGAUGGCCGCCUUACACGAAGAGAGGCUGGAGCUGGAGAACCGCCUGGCAGUGUUGGAACAGCAGAGGGCGCUGCAGGACUCGUCGGAUCAGACACUGAAGGAGGAGUGGGAGGAACGACUGCGCAGCGCUCAGCAGGGAGAGGAGUCGCUCCGCAGAGAGCUGCAGAACCUCAGAAACAAACUGCAGCAUCAGAGUUCACAGCUAGAGGAGCGAGAGAGACAGAAAGCAGAGAUUAUUGAGCUGCAGCAGCAGAACCAAGAGCUCAGUGUCCAGCUGGGGGCGCUGUCACGCUCUGAAGGCGAGCUGAUGGACGCCAACCGGAGACUGAGGGAGACUCUGGACAGAGUGAGGGAGGAAGCGCGGGCGACCCGGGCCCAGGUGGAGCGGAGCCAGCAUGAGGCAGAGAGGUGCGGCCGCUCGCUCUCUGCCGCUUCCUGUGGGUGCAAUCUUUAGCUGCCUCCACCAAUUCCUAAUCGAUUCAUAUUAUAAAUACUUUAUUGAUCUGACAGGGAAACUAAAUGUUGCUGUAACUCAAUAUAUUCAUGAUUCUUUACAGAGUUAUUACAAAUGGUAAUGGCUGUGGGAAGGAAGAAUCUCUUGUAGCAGUCAGUAUUACAGCAAACUGAAAAGGCCUCUGACUGAAGACACUGUUUCUACGAGAACCUCAUGAAGAGGAAGGCUUCAUGAGUUCCUCUUCAUGAGGAACUCUGAUUGGGUCAUGAUUGGGUCUCUUUAACACGUUGAACAAAUUAAACUAUUACUUAGAACCUAAGUUCACCAACAGUAUGAAUG
Messenger RNA from Poeciliopsis prolifica (blackstripe livebearer), 1125 nucleotides. Its product is annotated as centrosomal protein of 83 kDa-like. NCBI's taxonomy places the organism in Eukaryota, Metazoa, Chordata, Actinopteri, Cyprinodontiformes, Poeciliidae. The transcript is spliced from 6 exons. The coding region runs from base 1 to 786 and encodes 261 amino acids. Gene Ontology annotation, cellular component: centrosome. The record is from RefSeq and is a predicted model, not a curated record.